GGGGAGGGGGCAAGAGCCUUUCCCCGCAGGCUUCCCUCCUGUUUCGCUCAGGGAGAGAGAGGGAGGAAGGUCAGAGCACCAUCCCUGCCUGGGCGCCCCAUGCACGUUUCCCUCCUAGGCUCCCGCUUUGGAGAGAAAUAAAGAGACAGGCGCUCUUGGCGCUCUUGGCUUUCCAAGGGUUAAAGUGAACUGAGCCAGAUUCCUAGAGAGGACAGGAAAUGGGGGGCGGGGUCCUCCGAAGUCUCCCUUCCUGUUGGGGCUGAGGAAGGAAGGAGGGAGCGCCUUUUGUCUCCGCCAAAGGCUGCAUCGGCGGCCCCUUCUGGGAUCUGGACUUCUUAGUGACAGACUUCUUAGGACUUCUUAAGACAGACACAAAUUGACAAAAGACACUUUGGAGCUCUUGGAGGCAUCCUGGGAGCAAGAUGGAGAAGGAAGACUCCACUGGCCCUGAAGUAGGAAGAGGCUCCCAUGCCAUCAAGACUGGGAGCAGUGGAGGAUUCUGGGAAAGAACCAUGCAGCAGGUCCUGGGAGAGGAGGACACCAUCAGCUCAGACGUGCAGCACCAGCAGUUUAGGCAGUUCUGUUACCAGGAGGCCAAGGGCCCCCGAGAGGUUUGCAGCUGUCUUCACCAUCUCUGCCGUCGGUGGCUGAAGCCAGAGCGACACACGAAGAAUCAGCUGCUGAACCUGGUGAUCCUGGAGCAGUUCUUGGCUGUCCUUCCACCGGAGAUGGCGAGCUGGGUGAGGGAAUGUGGAGCGGAGACCACUUCCCAGGCAGUGGCCCUGGCAGAAGGUUUCCUCCUAAGCCGGACAGAUGACAACAAGCAGGCGGAGCAGCAGGGAAAGGAUCCGUUUGCAGGAAUGGGCACUGAUCUCCCCAAGGCAGAGGAGACUCCAUCAGAUCCCAGAGAGAGGCCACUGGGAUUUUUAGCGCCUCUAAUUAAGACAGACAGAAAUUGGCAGAAGACGGAGUUCCUUCGGAGCUCUUGGAGGCAUCCUGGGAGCAAGAUGGAGAAGGAAGACUCCACUGGCCCUGAAGUAGGAAGAGACUCCCAUGCCAUCAAGACUGGGAGCAGUGGAGGAUUCUGGGAAAGAACCAUGCAGCAGGUCCUGGGAGAGGAGGACACCCACAGCUCAGAUGUGCCACACCAGCAGUUCAGGCAGUUCUGCUACCAGGAGGCCAAGGGCCCCCGAGAUGUUUGCAGCCGACUCCACCAUCUCUGCCGUCAGUGGCUGAAGCCAGAAAGGCACACGAAAGCUCAGAUGCUGGACCUGGUGAUCCUGGAGCAGUUCCUGGCUGUCCUUCCACGGGAGAUGGAGUGCUGGGUGAGGGAAUGUGGAGCGGAGACCAGUUCCCAGGCGGUGGCCCUGGCCGAAGGUUUCCUCCUGAGCUGGGCAGAAGACGAGAAGCAGGCAGAGCAGCAGGGAAAGGAUCCGUUGGCAGAAAUGGGCACUGAUCUCCCCAAGGCAGAGGAGACUCCAUCAGAUCCCAGAGAGAGGCCACUGGGUGAUGAAAUGAGGCCAAGACCUCCUCAGCCAUCUCUCCUUUGUGGCGGAGGGAAAGUAGCUGCUGUGACACUGGAACAGGGACCCUUGUCCUUUGAGGACGUGGCUGUGUAUUUCACGGAGGAGGAGUGGGCGCGGCUGGAUCCUGACCAGAGGACUCUGCAUAACGAAGUCAUGGCGGAGAACUGUGGGAUCAUGGCCUCUCUUGAAGGUGAUAAACUGGAAACCAAGAAUGAGGGAGACUGUGACAGAAGUGACUCAGUAGAGAAACCAUGUAAAUAUUUAGAGUGUGGAAAUGGACUCAGUCAGGACCCCCAUCUCACUUCCCAUCAAAGAAUUCACAGCAUAAAGAAACAAUUUCAAUGCUUGGAAUGUGGAAAGAGCUUCACACAGAGGUCCAGUCUCACUUCCCAUGAAAGAAUUCACAGAGGGGAUAAACCAUAUCACUGUUCACAAUGUGGAAAAUGCUUCAGUCAGAGAUCCAAUCUCACUUCCCAUCAAAGAAUUCACAGCAUAAAGAAACCAUAUCAGUGCUUGGAAUGUGGAAAGAGCUUCUGCCGGAAGAAAAGUUUCACUUCACAUCAAAGAAUUCACAGUGGGGAGAAACCUUAUCAAUGCUUAGAAUGUGGAAAGAGUUUUAAUACAAGGGCAAACUUCCACAGGCAUCAAAGUAUUCACAGUGGGGAGAAACCAUAUCAGUGCCAGGAGUGUGGGAAGUGCUUCCGUCUGAAUGAAGGUCUCGCUUCCCAUCAAAGAAUUCACCGUGGGGAGAAACCACAUCAGUGCCAGGAGUGUGGGAAGUGCUUCAGUCGGAAUGAAAAUCUCACUUCCCAUCAAAGAAUUCACAGUGGGGAGAAACCAUAUCAAUGCUUGGAAUGUGGAAAGAGCUUCAGCGGGAAGGCAAAUCUGACUUCACAUCAAAGAAUUCAUACAGGGGAGAAACCAUAUCAAUGCUUGGAAUGUGGAAAGAAUUUUAAUACAAGCGCAAAUUUCUGUCGUCAUCAAAGAAUUCACGGGGAGAAACCAUAUCAAUGUUCGGAAUGUGGAAAGAGCUUCCGUCAGAGCUCCAAUCUCACGUCCCAUGAAAGAACUCACAGCAGGGAGAAAUUAUAUCAGUGCUUGGAAUGUGGAAAGAGCUUCACUCAGAGCUCCACUCUCGCUUCCCAUGAAAGAAUUCACAGAGGGAAUAAACCAUAUCAGUGCUCACAAUGUGGAAAAUGCUUCAGUCAGAGUUCCAAUCUCAGUUCCCAUCAAAGAAUUCAUACAGGGGAAAAACCAUAUCAGUGCUUUGAAUGUGGAAAAUGCUUCAGUCAAAGCCACCAUCUCACUUCCCAUCAAAGAGUUCACAGCGGGGAGAAACCAUAUCAAUGCUGGGAAUGUGGAAAGAGGUUCACUCGGAGCUCCAAUCUUACUUCCCAUCAAAGAAUUCACAGUGGGGAGGAACCAUAUCAAUGCUUGGAAUGUGGAAACAGCUUUAAUUCCAAGAGAGGUCUCAGUUCCCAUCAAAGAAUUCACAGUGAGAAGAAAUCAUAUCAAUGUUUGGAAUGUGGAAAAAGCUUCAGCUGGAAAGAAAGUCUUACUUCACAUCAAAGAAUUCAUACAGGGGAGAAACCAUAUCAAUGCUUGGAAUGUGGAAAGAGUUUUAAUGCAAGCACAAAUUUCCGUCGUCAUCAAAGAAUUCACAGUGGGGAGAAACCAUAUCAAUGUUUGGAAUGUGGAAAGAGGUUUAAUACAAGCACAAACUUCCACAGUCAUCAAAGUAUUCACCGUGGGGAGAAACCAUAUCAGUGCCAGGAGUGUGGGAAGUGCUUCAGUCGGAAUGAAAGUCUCACUUCCCAUCAAAGAACUCACAGUGGGGAGAAGCCACAUCAAUGUUCGGAAUGUGGAAAGAGCUUCAGUCAGAGCUCCAAUCUCACUUCCCAUCAAAGAACUCACAGCAGGGAGAAACCAUAUGAAUGGUUGUUUAAGAUGGAAUUCAAUUUUAGGGGACUUUAAUUAAAAUGCAUGAGAGAAUUCCAGCAAUGGUCUUGUAAUUUGGCAACUGUGCAGUGAAGUUGACCUUGUUCCUCAAAGCUGUGGAGCACACACUCGACACUCUUGAUGACCAAAAUUUCCUUCCGCAGAUCUCCACAAUACAAGUCACUGCUCAGUGAGUUGAAUAGUUUCUUCAGAUCCGCUUCUGGGGAGGGGAUAGAGAGUGGUCUGGCAACAUAAGUUGACAAGCAACUCACGCACUUCAAUGCAAACAGCCUCCACAUCUCAGGUAUCAGUCAUGAACUUGUGGUGCUCCUGACUGUGAUUGUCAUCCCCAUCUUGUCUAGGCAUCAGCUUAAAUCUGUUCCUGGUAUGCUGAAUCCACACAAGAUAUCUGCCAGAAAAGACACAAGUUUCAGGUUUUUGCGAUAACGAAAUUGGCUGCAAGAUUUCUGAAAAUGUUUAAUAAAACUAUUAAUGUUUUUUCUUCAAUUUAGCCUUUCAAAAUUGGGCGUACACAUUAUAUUCGGGCAGAUAUUGUUAUUAUCGUAAUGAUGAUAUUGUGUGUUGUAUUGGUAUUUUAAUUUUGAACAUUAGUCAGAGAGUAAUAUUGUAGUGAUCCAGAAAUGUUAUAAUAAAAACAAAGAAAGCCUCAAGCAAAU
This is a messenger RNA of Rhineura floridana, 4141 nucleotides long. RefSeq names its product zinc finger protein 420-like. Gene Ontology annotation, molecular function: DNA-binding transcription activator activity, RNA polymerase II-specific; RNA polymerase II cis-regulatory region sequence-specific DNA binding. Gene Ontology annotation, biological process: regulation of transcription by RNA polymerase II. Bases 423 to 3500 code for a protein of 1025 amino acids. The record is from RefSeq and is a predicted model, not a curated record. Gene Ontology annotation, cellular component: nucleus. The transcript has 9 exons. NCBI's taxonomy places the organism in Eukaryota, Metazoa, Chordata, Lepidosauria, Squamata, Rhineuridae.